GAUCACAGAAACGGCCCUGUGUUAAAGUUCCUGGGGGAAGAGUGGAGGGACUCGGACAAACCAAAAAGCUUCAGCUCAGAGGAUACAUAUUUUUACGCCGUUUUCAACCCUGGGAGCAGUAUUGCUAAACCAGAAAAACAAGGUGCAAAAAAACAGAGAAAAACCAAGGUCUCGACUGCCUGAGAACGUCAGAAAAUAAAGAAAAUGGCGGAGCCGGACAAAUUAAACAUCGACUCUAUAAUUCAGCGUCUCCUGGAAGUUAAGGGCUCUCGGCCAGGGAAGAACGUCCAGCUGACAGAAGGCGAGAUCCGCGGCCUUUGCCUCAAAUCUCGUGAAAUCUUCCUGAGCCAGCCGAUCCUGCUCGAGUUAGAGGCUCCUCUCAAAAUCUGCGGAGAUGUCCACGGUCAGUACUAUGAUCUGCUCCGACUCUUUGAAUAUGGAGGCUUCCCCCCGGAAAGCAACUACCUGUUCCUGGGCGACUACGUGGACAGAGGGAAGCAGUCGCUGGAGACGAUCUGCCUGCUCUUAGCCUACAAGAUCAAAUACCCAGAGAACUUUUUCCUGCUCCGUGGCAACCAUGAAUGCGCGUCUAUAAACCGAAUCUAUGGCUUUUAUGAUGAGUGGGGAGAAAACGACCGCGGUGUCUCCUUCACGUUCGGGGCAGAUGUGGUGGCCAAAUUUUUGCACAAACACGACAUGGACCUAAUAUGCAGGGCACAUCAGGUGGUAGAAGAUGGAUAUGAGUUUUUUGCAAAGAGGCAACUCGUUACUUUGUUCUCGGCUCCCAACUACUGCGGAGAGUUUGACAACGCUGGUGCCAUGAUGAGUGUGGACGAGACGCUCAUGUGCUCCUUCCAGAUUUUGAAGCCAGCAGAUAAGAAAUUGUAUCCUUACGGCGGAGGAGGAGGAAUGGGAUCUGGACGACCGGUCACCCCACCACGAAACUCAGCCAAGUCCGCCAAGGCCAAGAAAUAACACCCACUUGGAUCCCCCUCCC
Scomber japonicus (chub mackerel) is the source of this 997-nucleotide messenger RNA. It is a transcript of the gene ppp1caa, whose product is annotated as protein phosphatase 1, catalytic subunit, alpha isozyme a. Lineage: Eukaryota; Metazoa; Chordata; Actinopteri; Scombriformes; Scombridae. The transcript has 7 exons. Gene Ontology annotation, molecular function: protein serine/threonine phosphatase activity. The record is from RefSeq and is a predicted model, not a curated record. Gene Ontology annotation, cellular component: nucleus; cytoplasm. Bases 205 to 975 code for a protein of 256 amino acids.